This is a messenger RNA of Uloborus diversus, 726 nucleotides long. Its product is annotated as zinc finger protein 239-like. NCBI's taxonomy places the organism in Eukaryota, Metazoa, Arthropoda, Arachnida, Araneae, Uloboridae. Gene Ontology annotation, cellular component: nucleus. Gene Ontology annotation, biological process: regulation of transcription by RNA polymerase II; central nervous system development. Gene Ontology annotation, molecular function: RNA polymerase II cis-regulatory region sequence-specific DNA binding; DNA-binding transcription factor activity, RNA polymerase II-specific. The record is from RefSeq and is a predicted model, not a curated record. The transcript has a single exon. The annotation marks the transcript as partial.
AUGGGAAUGAACGUAGAAGACAAGUCAUAUUCCUGUGAAUAUUGUAAAAAGACAUUUAGGUACAUUUCAUGUUGGAAAGUACAUUUGAGGACACAUACUGGAGAAAAACCGUAUUCUUGUGAAGUUUGUGCAAAGUCAUUUUCUCAGAGUGGAGACUUGAAAGUCCAUUUGAGAAUACAUACAAAAGAAAGACCAUAUACUUGUGAAAUUUGUAAAAAGACAUUUUCCGUGAGUGGAAGUUUGAAAGAUCAUUUGAGGACACAUACAAAAGAAAAACCAUUUUCUUGUCAAAUUUGUAAAAAGUCAUUUUCUCAGAGUGGAAGUCUAAGGAACCAUUUGAGAACACGUACUAAAGAAAAACCAUAUUCUUGUGAACUUUGCAAAAAGUCAUUUUCUGUGAGUGGAAGAUUGAAAGUUCAUUUGAGGACACAUACAAAGGAAAAACUAUAUUCUUGUGAUAUUUGUAAAAAGACAUUUUCUGAGAGUGGAAAUUUGAAAGUUCAUUUGAGGACACAUACAAAGGAAAAACCAUAUUCUUGUGAAAUUUGCAAAAAGACAUUUGUUCAGAGUGGAAAUCUAAGGACCCAUUUCAGGACACAUACUAAAGAAAAGCCAUACUCUUGUGAAAUUUGUAAAAAGUCAUUUUCUGAGAGUGGAAAUUUGAAAGUUCAUUUGAGGACACAUACAAAGGAAAAACUAUAUUCUUGUGAAGUUUGUAAAAAGACA